Molecule: messenger RNA, 1679 nt
Organism: Xenopus laevis (African clawed frog)
Lineage: Eukaryota; Metazoa; Chordata; Amphibia; Anura; Pipidae
Gene: psmc4.S
Product: proteasome 26S subunit, ATPase 4 S homeolog
Exons: 12
Coding region: 324-1586 (420 amino acids)
Source: RefSeq, a predicted model, not a curated record
CCAGGGUGUUCUAGCCGAACGCUGAUCGCGACACCUACAGGAAUAGUAGUCGCACGGAGAGUUCUGUGCGCACGCGCGGUGCUGUCUCAGAAAGAUGUGUUUGUGUAUUUUGGGUUUGCUGGGGGAGGGGUGCGAAAGGGAAACAGCAGUCCCAUUCUGCCCAGCGCUAGCCCUUCAUUGGCCGGGGUAACUGUAUAUUUGUAUAUAGUUUUAAAACUACAACUCCCAUCCUGCUUCAGCCUCUUCCUGACGUCACCUCCUUUGUCGGCACCGGAAGUGAAGUUGAGUCGGUGCGCGGCGGUGAUACAGGGAAAUCAGAGAUAAUGGAGGAGAUCGGGAUUGUUAUAGAGAAGGGAAGCGGCCAGGAUGAAGCUCCUCCUCUGGCCUCAUCGCGCCCAAUAACUGCCCUCUCCUUCCUUGGGCCUGAGUCUGAAGAUCUGGAAGAUUUAUACAGUCGCUAUAAGAAACUGCAGCAGGAGCUGGAAUUCCUGGAGGUGCAGGAGGAAUACAUUAAGGAUGAACAGAAGAAUCUAAAGAAGGAAUUUCUCCAUGCCCAGGAGGAAGUGAAACGAAUACAGAGCAUCCCGCUGGUGAUUGGCCAGUUCUUGGAGGCUGUAGAUCAGAACACGGCCAUUGUAGGAUCCACCACAGGCUCUAAUUACUAUGUCCGGAUCCUGAGCACCAUUGACAGGGAGCUGCUGAAACCCAAUGCCUCUGUAGCUCUGCACAAACACAGCAACGCUUUAGUGGAUGUCCUACCCCCAGAGGCUGAUAGCAGCAUCAUGAUGCUCUCCUCAGACCAGAAGCCGGACGUUCUAUUUUCAGAUAUCGGAGGGAUGGACAUCCAGAAGCAGGAAGUGAGGGAGGCAGUAGAACUCCCGCUGACGCACUUUGAGCUUUAUAAACAGAUAGGGAUUGACCCACCUAGAGGGGUUUUGAUGUACGGCCCCCCAGGGUGUGGGAAGACUAUGCUGGCUAAGGCUGUGGCUCAUCACACCACAGCCGCCUUUAUCCGAGUGGUGGGCUCCGAGUUUGUACAGAAGUACCUGGGCGAGGGCCCUCGAAUGGUGCGGGAUGUUUUCCGAUUGGCCAAAGAGAAUUCCCCCGCCAUUAUAUUUAUUGAUGAGAUUGAUGCCAUUGCCACAAAGCGAUUCGAUGCCCAGACAGGAGCCGAUCGUGAGGUUCAGCGAAUUCUACUGGAACUUCUUAACCAGAUGGAUGGAUUUGACCAGACAGUGAAUGUAAAGGUAAUCAUGGCCACCAACAGGGCAGACACAUUAGAUCCGGCACUGCUGCGUCCUGGGCGACUCGACAGGAAAAUCGAAUUUCCGUUACCCGACCGCAGGCAAAAACGCCUCGUAUUCUCCACCAUCACCAGCAGCAUGAACUUGUCUGAGGAGGUGGACCUGGAGGACUAUGUUGCUCGUCCUGAUAAGAUUUCCGGCGCUGACAUUAACUCUAUCUGCCAGGAGGCUGGAAUGCUUGCUGUCCGGGAGAACAGAUACAUAGUGUUGGCCAAAGACUUUGAAAAAGCCUACAAGACGGUCAUCAAGAAGGAUGAACAGGAGCACGAGUUCUACAAAUAAACGUUACCUCCCUGUGCCCCCCUCAUCCCAUCGUUGAUUGUCUCCCUAAAGUACAUUGUGACCAGGCGUUUCAAUAAAAUGGUCUUGUUUUUA